GCCGGGGUGUCCCGGAACUGCGGACACUCGGGGCCGGGAGAGGGGCGGUCCCGGUCCCGGUCCCUCCUGCCGGGGACGGCCGCUGGGGCCCGAGGUGGGACGGGUACUGAACGGGCGCACUGGUACCGACCCCGACCCGCGUUACCGGGACCAUGGAGGGGCUGGCACGGUGCCAGCACGAGGCUGAAGAGGUGGCGGAGCUGAUGCGACAGAACAUGGCACGGGCACUGGAGCGGGAGGGGCGCUUGGAGCAGCUGCAGAGCCGGGCCCAGGACCUGCGACAAGCGAGCGAAGCCUUCACACGCACCACACAGACAGUGACACGGCGCCAGCGCAGGGGACGGCGGCGGUGGCAGCUGGUGGCCCUCAGCCUCGGCCUCCUSAUCCUCUUCAUCCUGGGUCUGGCACUGGCMCUGGCCCUGGCACGGUCAUCCCCUGGGACUGCCACCAGCACUGUGCCCACCCCACGGGCAGGGACCAAGCACCCCCCUGACACUGCGGGGACCCUGCUUGGACACUCUGAUGACAGAGCACCGCGAGGACCCCUGGGAGGGCCCUASAAGAAAUAAACACCAGCAGUUGUUUGGGAAGACCCUACAAUAACAAACCAGUGGGGCGAUCUUGAAGGAGACCCUACAAUAACAUUAAAAAACGAGUGGGGCAAUCUU
Malurus melanocephalus (red-backed fairy wren) is the source of this 668-nucleotide messenger RNA. RefSeq names its product vesicle-associated membrane protein 5-like. Gene Ontology annotation, cellular component: plasma membrane. Lineage: Eukaryota; Metazoa; Chordata; Aves; Passeriformes; Maluridae. Gene Ontology annotation, biological process: Golgi to plasma membrane protein transport. The record is from RefSeq and is a predicted model, not a curated record. The transcript has 3 exons. Bases 153 to 569 code for a protein of 138 amino acids.